UUUUUUUUUUUUGAGUUUACUGGUGCUUUGGUUCAGCAUGGCUUCGCUGAUCUGUUGUGCGGGUGAAAUGGCUGCGUGCUGUGCCUGCCGUGCCCUGACGAGCUGCUGCGGAUUGGUCAGCCGCUCGGUCGGCACGCGCGUUACAUACGCAAUCAUGUUCUUGACGGCCUCGAUUGCGGCGUGGAUUCUGAGCUCGUCGUGGGCAGAGGACAAGAUGCAGAGCACUGCGCCCAGCUACCUCGAUUUUGGUUGCAACGACAACGACCCUUCCUGUUACGGCACGGUAGCAGUGUAUCGGGUCUGUCUGGGCCUCGUACUCUUCCACACAUUCAUGGCGCUGAUCAUGUAUGGCGUCUCCUCGAGCAGCGACCCUCGCGCAUCCAUCCAAAACAGCUGGUGGCCGCUCAAGCUGGCGCUCUGGCUCGGCUCCAUCAUUGGCUGCUUUUUCAUUCCGGGCAGCAACAUUGAGCAGUUCCAGUACCCCAGCAUGGCGGGUGCGAUUGUGUUCAUCCUCAUCCAGCUCGUCCUGCUCGUGGACUUUGCCCACUCGCUCAACGACAAGCUCGUUGCCAAGUUCCAGGACACUCAGGCGCGCAUCUGGUUUGUUCUUCUCAUCGGACUCACCUUCCUGUUCAACGGCACCGCCUUUGCGCUGACUGUGAUCAUGUGGACGUACUUUUUGCCUGGCGACUCGUCGUGCCGCAUCAACACGUUCUUUGUGACGUUCAACUUUCUGGUGUGCAUCGUCCUGACGCUCGUGUCCAUCUCGGGCAAGGUGCAGGAGCACAACCCAAAGUCGGGACUCUUGCAGUCGUCCGUGGUCACAUUGUACUCGACCUACCUUGUGUGGAGCGCCGUCUCGAGCGAGCCCGAGAGCGACUAUCCCUGCAACUCGCUCACCUCCACCGACUCGACGCAGAACGUCGCUGUCGUCAUUGGCUUUAUUCUGACGUUUAUUUCAGUCGCCUACGCCGCUGUUCACACUGGGAGCUCCUCGGGCUCUAGUUCUGAAAUGACGCACGUGCCUUCCUCCAGCAACUCGGCCAUCAUUGCCGAGCAAGGCGACAAAUCUGGUCGUGCCGCUCAGGGCGAUGAUGGCGCUGACGAUGACGAUGAAAGCGGCGGCGUCAACUACAGCUACUUUGCCUUCCACCUCUGCUUUGCUCUUGCCGCCAUGUACAUGGCUGAGGUGCUGACCGGGUGGAAUGACAUUUCGAGCGGCAACAACGGCUUUGUCAUCAGCCAGUCGACCGCGGCUGUCUGGGCCAAGAUGGGCUCCAGCUGGGGCGUGUUGGUCCUGUACUUCUGGACGCUGAUUGCACCCAUGGUCUUGUCCAAUCGCGACUUUUCGUAGAGCGUGGUUGUGUAAAAAAAUGUUUGUGUGCUUGAGUAUUCGUGUUUUCAGAUCAAAAUACACAGUAAUGUGAUUCUCCA
Capsaspora owczarzaki ATCC 30864 is the source of this 1434-nucleotide messenger RNA. RefSeq lists its product as hypothetical. Gene Ontology annotation, cellular component: membrane. Lineage: Eukaryota; Filasterea; Ministeriida; Capsasporidae. The transcript has 2 exons. The record is from RefSeq and is a predicted model, not a curated record. Bases 38 to 1354 code for a protein of 438 amino acids.